Miniopterus natalensis is the source of this 1680-nucleotide messenger RNA. It is a transcript of the gene RPE, whose product is annotated as ribulose-5-phosphate-3-epimerase. Gene Ontology annotation, molecular function: D-ribulose-phosphate 3-epimerase activity. Lineage: Eukaryota; Metazoa; Chordata; Mammalia; Chiroptera; Miniopteridae. Gene Ontology annotation, biological process: carbohydrate metabolic process; pentose-phosphate shunt. The record is from RefSeq and is a predicted model, not a curated record.
AAGGCAGUGUCAAAACGGGGCAGCCAAUCGUGGCGACGCCUUCGUCUUGCCCGGGACUCGGGAGGUAACUUGCUCUUGGGAACCAGCACCAUGGCGUCCGGCUGCAGGAUUGGGCCGUCCAUCCUCAACAGCGACCUGGCCAGUUUAGGGGCCGAGUGCCUCCGAAUGCUGGACUCUGGGGCCGAUUAUCUGCACCUGGAUGUAAUGGACGGGCAUUUUGUUCCCAACAUCACCUUUGGUCACCCUGUGGUAGAAAGCCUCCGAAAGCAGCUAGGCCAGGACCCUUUCUUUGACAUGCACAUGAUGGUGUCGAGGCCGGAACAGUGGGUAAAGCCAAUGGCUGUAGCAGGAGCUAAUCAGUAUACCUUUCAUCUUGAGGCUACUGAGAACCCAGGGGCUUUGAUUAAAGACAUUCGGGAGAAUGGGAUGAAGGUUGGCCUUGCCAUCAAGCCAGGAACUACAGUUGAGUAUUUGGCACCGUGGGCUAAUCAGAUAGAUAUGGCCUUGGUUAUGACAGUGGAACCUGGGUUUGGAGGGCAGAAAUUCAUGGAAGAUAUGAUGCCAAAGGUUCACUGGUUGAGGACCCAGUUCCCGUCUUUGGACAUAGAGGUCGAUGGUGGAGUAGGUCCUGACACUAUCCAUAAAUGUGCAGAGGCAGGAGCUAACAUGAUUGUGUCUGGCAGUGCCAUUAUGAGGAGUGAAGACCCCAGAUCUGUGAUCAACCUGUUAAGAAAUGUUUGCUCAGAAGCUGCUCAGAAACGUUCUCUUGAUCGAUGAAAGCACAAGGAGUCCAGAGUUUCUGCUCAUGAAAUCCUUUUGCUGGAAAACAAGAAUAUUGACUACCAAAUCAUACCACAAUUGAGGCAGUGCUGAUUUUCUGAGCAAUUACUCAUUCUGGUGACUGACAUCUAUUGUGCAGAAUGUUCCAGGAGGUUAGAAAUUUAGUGAUGGGAUUUAAAGAUUAGUGUGGUGAAAUACCAUUUUUACUGGGAGACUUGAUUUUUAUAGAGAGUAAAAAUAUGGCUGUAUUAAAGUUAUAAACAGAAAUGUGUCUUAAUGCCUCACAAAGGCAUAUUAGCUACUAUGAAAAAGUGGUUUUUUUCCUCCAUUUCUAAAAAGAAUUUUCUGUUGUUUCUUGGCUGUUUUCCAAAAGCAAAAGAAGUCCUUACGUUUUUCCUGUUCCAUGUCAUUUUUUAUUUUUCUGUAUGGGUGAUAAUAUGAGAAUAGAAUUUAGGGAAAAUCUAAGUUUGAAUCUGCCUGGGAUGGCAUACCAUGCUCUCCUAAAGCAUCUCCUUUUUACUUUGCACCUUAUAUUUGAUAUAUAAAAACAAUGUAUGAAGGCCAGGGAUUUUUAAGGUGGUCUCUUCUGAAAUACAAGCGUAGAUUUUAGCAGGGUGUUUUGUUCGCUUUGCUGCAGGGACAGGGUAUUCAGCGAUCCGCCCCAUCUUUAACCAUGCGGACCCACCGUUUUUAAGGACAUUGGAUAAUGUGCUAGCUCUGAACAGAAAAGCCUCUAUUUGGAUGUGAAAUUGAAUUGACUCUUCCCCUUUCCAGCUAUUUGACCUUAGCAGAUCAAAUCAACCAAGCUCUUUGAGCUACUAUUAACUGAUUUAUACAGUGAAUGUAAUUAUAACUGUGCAGGGUUGUGUUGAUGAUUAAAAGAAAUACUAUAUUUGUAAA